GGGUUAAUCUCUGCCUCCUCUACUCUAUGCGCACCCCAUUGAAGAUGUAAACACAUAAGUAUAGGUAAACCCGCAUAGGGGUAGGUUCAGUCAACGCGGCGCGCGGCCGCGAACGGACGCAGGCCGUUGCUCACGUCAAAAAUAAAAAAUAAAAAAUCAUUUUUUUUUUCUAUCUCUACACAGCCCUAAAAAGUUUUUAUCAGCCAGUGCUUGAAGAAUGCGGCGCAACUAAUGUUACUUUUUUUUCGGCAAAUUUUUUUCAAGCGCAGUUUCUUUUCUCAUUAUUCUCUUGUUCAUCGUUAGGUCGUGUGGUGAAAUGUGAAAGUAAAUUUGUUAUGCCUUGGAUGUGGCGAUAGUCUGCGGGGACCCAAUAAUACAACAUGGCCGGCUCCCGAGAAAAAUUGCUCUACGAACGAAACGCGGAUUACCGAUAUGAAAGACGACAGGAGCACCGCUACGAACACUACAGAACACAGCCCCGCCGGAAAAACGGAUACGUAUAUGAAGAUAUCUAUUCAGAUUUCGACGAAGCGCAAGGCCGGCUUUCCCUAUUCCGGCCCAUCAGACCCGAAUAUCUAAAUCUACCUACGACCUACGAUAAGUACAAUUCGCUUCCACGCUACGGGUACUAUGAGGACCGGCAACAACAUAGAAAGAAAGAUUAUUACGACUUCAGAAUCGAACAGGAGAGACGACGACCUCGGGAAACUUAUGAACCUUACAGAAAAAGACCUGAACGACGCUUAGAAAGCAUCGAAAUGAGCAACGAGCCUAAAAUUGAACCUAGACACGAACCUAGACCCAAAAUGGAAAAUAGAAAACCUAAAAUCGAAAUGAACGCGAAAAACGUAGCUGUUUGCAAGCCUUUAAGAUUGACUGAGAAAAAUGCACGAUAUUGGACUACUGAUCCUCCAGAAAAACCUAAAAAACGCCCUGAUGAAGUUAAGAAAAACGUUAAAUUCUCUGAAGUAUCAGGUUGUAAUAGAAAGAUGGUGAUAGAUGACCCGGUAUGUGGUAGGAAAGUAGUUCCUGUGAGAGAAUUGGAGGUAUCCUUAGACCAGAUGAUUCAAAACGGGUAUUUUGAGAAGCAUAACAUACCAAUUUCGAGACCGGUGAAGGAAGAGGAGCCGGUGAGGAAUGGAAAACCUCCGGGGAUAGAAGCCACUCCAGUAAGGCGCACAAGACAUCUGCCUCAGGUGUUGGCAGCAUUAGCAGUGUCCCUAGCUCCAUUCUCCGCCGGGUUGGGUAAAGGAUACAGCUCACCUGCCAUCGCCUCCCUGCAAGGGCCAGGAAACGCUACCAGAAGGGACUUCCAGCUCACAGACCAGCAGGCUUCUUGGCUCGCUUCUCUGUCGUUCCUGGGGGCCCUCUUCGGUGGCAUGGCUGGUGGAGCAGCAAUGCGGCAUGGACGCCGACGCGUGCUGUCACUCGCUGCAGCACCCUGCAGUCUCUCCUGGCUUCUGACUGUUCUGGCUACUUCUGUCCGAAUGAUGUGCAUCACGGCAUUCUUGGGAGGCUUCUGCUGUUCCAUUCUCACCAUGCUUUCUCAGGUGUACAUAAGCGAGAUAUCUGUCCCGGAUAUCCGCGGCUGCCUCAGCGCCGUGCUCAAGAUCGUCGGGCAUCUUGGAGUCCUGUUCUCCUUCACCAUCGGUGCCUACCUCGACUGGCAGCAGCUCGCCCUCUGCAUCUCCGCCGCUCCUCUACUUCUCUUCUGCACCAUUCUUUACAUACCAGAGACCCCGAGCUAUCUCGUCCUUAUCGGAAAAGAUGAAGAAGCUUACAAAAGCCUCCUCUGGCUUAGAGGCCCCAACUCCGAUGUCGCUCAAGAAUUAGCAACUAUAAGAACGAAUGUCCUGGCUAGCAAAAACUUCAGUCAACGACAGAGUCAAAUGUCUAGCAGUCAAUUCAUCAGUUCUUUAGAUGUUAAGUCGAUGAAUAGAUUGCUAGGUCCGAUCUUAGUGACAUGCGGCCUUAUGAUGUUUCAAAGAUUCUCGGGUGCUCAUGCAUUUUCUUUCUACGCCGUACCUAUUUUUCGGAAGACUUUUGGAGGUAUGAACCCGCAUGGAGCCGCUAUAGCUGUGUCAUUUGUACAACUGCUAGCUUCGUGUUUAUCCGGACUUUUGAUUGACACGGUUGGUCGCCUACCUUUACUAAUACUUAGUUCAGUGUUAAUGUCAAUGGCCUUAGCUGGAUUUGGGAGCUACGCGUACUAUGAAGAAGUCCACAGAAAUCAACGAAUCCAGAACGUGAUGUUCCACCAGACUGGUCAGAAUGACUGGAUACCUCUUCUCUGUGUCUUGGUUUUUACUAUAGCAUUCUCUUUAGGCAUGAGUCCUAUUUCCUGGCUGCUUAUAGGAGAAUUGUUCCCUUUGGAGUACAGGGCGUUUGGCAGCGCCAUGGCAACGGCUUUCAGCUACCUCUGUGCUUUCGUAGGCGUCAAGACUUUUGUCGAUUUCCAACAGGCAUUGGGUCUUCAUGGGGCUUUCUGGUUAUAUGCAACAGUAAGUGUGGGGGGUCUUUGUUUUGUUGUGUGCUGUGUGCCCGAGACGAAAGGAAAAGACUUGGAUGAAAUGGAUCCGAAUUAUGUCCAGAGUUUGUCACCGAAAAGGUAGGCAGUUUAGAAAUCGCAAGUCGAGGUGGUCUCUCUCAGACUUGAUAAGAGUGAUAGUGUGAACUAAUCUGGAUUUAAUCAAGUGUCGUUUUAUAGAAUGUUGGGGUAGAUGUAGGCAGCGAGGAAUAGAAAGGAGUUUUGUAGUGUGAUGAAUGAAGGGAAAUUGAAACAUGGUAGGAAAGUAGGGAGGCAACAGUAAUUCUAAAUAAGCUAGUAUUCAAAUGUUGAAAAAAACGGAACAGAUUUUUCCCACGAGAAACGAAAUACUUAAGGUACCUGUCAUGUGUAUUUAGAUACUGAUUUAGCGAGAAAAUUACCAGAAUGUUGCCAAAUACUCCAAGUGUCUACGAAAAAGAAAAUACCAAUAAAAUUAAUCAACAAUAACUUCUUAAUUUGGAAUUACUGUUAAAAAUCGGAACUGAAGUUGAAAGUAGAAGGUCGAUUCUGGUUUAGAGAAAUGCCUAAAUUGGACAAAAAUAGAUUGAAUUAGCGGAUUUUAGAAGGGCUUGUGAGGGUGUGAGUUCAAUAUUUAGCAACCAUGUAGGAACAAAUAAAUCGAGUCCACCGCAAUGUUUUGGCUGUGCUUAUUACAAUUUUUUAAAUAAAUAUCCACCUCGUAUUCGGUGGUCCCCUAAAGUUUUUAGUAAAACUCGCAUAUCCUAGUCGAAUCAUAUCUAAAAUAUGUUUAGUUUAUCUAUUUUAAGAUUGCAGUGGUCCAUUCUUUACCUCUCUAAAUUAAAUCCCUUUAGAAUUCUUAAUGUUAGUGAAGAGUAUUUUCCAGAAUUCCCUAUAGUAAAAGUUAUUCUCUACUCGUAACUUAUAAAAUACUGGAUAUUUUAUCGAGCUUCCCUACUAACUAUAUGACAAUACAGAUAAGACAAUAAUAAUUUAACUAUAUUGGUAUCUUAAGUGGGAAAUUGAUUGACGAGUAAAUUAAUGCACACUUCUUGAUAACUUUCACAAACUCUAAAAUUUUGAGUGACAUGAACUAAAUAAGUAGAUGGUUCUAGAGAUUAAUUUUGCAUAUUUACUCGAAAAUUAAUAAGACCCAUGACAUAUUGUCAUUAUUUACAUUUAGUAUAGAUGCUGUUGACUUUCUGAGAUUCUAUUAGAUCAUCAUUUAAAAAAAGUAGCUCUUAAUUUUUUGUCCGUUUAUAUUAUUGGACGCCUUGUAGAGAAAAGGCUUACACAAAUUGAUGCAUACAUUUAUAGUUUGGUAAAAUCUGCCUGGGAUUGAUAACAAUAACUUCCGAAAAAUCGGUGUAGGUACAUGAGUGCUAACCUCUAGCGUAGCGGCCCACAAGAAAAAUUGGCAAUCAAAGAAUACAAUACAAAACAAAUAAUAUUUAUUGCAAACCUCAAUGAAAGAAGACAAUACAAAAAAAAAUACAAGCAGAGGUAAAAUGAGGUAUACAAGAAUCAAUGGUAUUAGAAAAUAGAACUGAAUUUACUUCGUUUUGAAAUCGAACGAAACAAAACAAAAGUGAAACAGCAACUCUGAUCCAUUUAAUAAUGAUUAAUGAGUUAAAUGAUUUAACAUUGUCAGUAAUUUGUACCAGUAUUAGGACCGUGGGACGAUAGAGGAUAAUAGUCUCAUUUGCAGUGAUGUCAAUGGAUUUGAUCUAGUAACGGCAUCAAUUGGUAUAAGCCUUUAUAAUAUCAAUAUUUUUCAUAAUACAUUUACUUGUUAUUAAAAUAAACCCUAUUUAAUUGUUUACUUCUAUUUACAGGAUUGUUAAAAUACAAAAAUUAACCUAAAAAUGUACCUAUGCUUAACCAAUAUGUUUCGAAUCUUAUUGUUCUCUAUAACCCUGUCCAAGGAAAACAGUAUUUUGAAAAUAUUAAAUCAGACAAUAAUUUUAGGAAUAAGUUCCGACAAGUUUUUUUAUCAGCAACGAUUAAUAACUUGAAGGAUAACGUAGUACCUUGGGCAGGAUUUAAAAUUACGUUAACUAUAUAGAGAAAUAUUUUAAUAAGUCUUCAGAAUCUUCCACGAUUCCUUCCUAUCUAUAUUUCCAUAUUUAGAAAAGCAUAAUUCAACAUAAUAGUUAUAUUUAAUGUUUUAGGGGAACAAAUGUUUCGUUUAGCGCAUGUACUUAUGAUGUAAAUAAGAUUUUGUCUUAGAUGUAUGUUUGUGCGUUAUUUGCGUAAAGCGACGUGUGAAAAGCAAUUUAGAAUAGAUUGAGGUAUUUUGGUUGUCUAAAAUUCCACUUGGUUAUAUGUAUAUGAAAAUAUGGUGUUUUUUUUUCGGGCAUAAAGAAAUAUGCGUAUGCGUAAAUAUCAACCGAGUGUAACGUAUAGACGACGUCAAAGAUAUGUUUUUACAUUUUUCGCCUUAUUACAAAUUAAGGUGCAUAAGUGUAAACAUAUCUUUGACGUCGACUGUACCUAAGGAUGUAUAAGUAGAUUUUUGUUACAUUUUAUACAAAUAGCUCCCAUUCAUUUUUAUGAAUGAUACUGAUACUACUACUGAUACUGUUGUACUGAUUUUUCAGUGAUUUCCAUAAGCCAAAUUUCUAAAGAGAAACAAUAAUAUCACGACAUAAACGUGAUAAGUAGUGAGACAGCCAAGUUCUGGAACGUACUUAUACUACUUACUACAAUCAAAUAGAUCAAUGAUGAUCGAGCAAUUUGCUAAACAUGUUCUAUGUAAAUAUUAAUUUAAUAUUACAAGCACCACAAUUGUCAUAAUAACCAAGAAAACCAAUUUUAGGCAACUAUAAAUACCAAUCUGUGAAAAAAUGGGCUUUGCUGUUCUAUAAUUGCAUUUUAAAUCUUUUAUACGUUGAAAAAAUGCAAAAAUGCGGAAUAAACAUUCAAAAUGUAUGUGCCUCUAAAAUAUUCAAAGCAAACAUUUUUAACUGUUUAUUCUCAAGAAUGAGUCCAAGUUAGACGGUUGCCUUUCUUGUUUUACGCCUGCCAAUUACUAGUUGUUAGAAAAUGUAUAACUAUUAUUUACUAUUUACAAAUAAAGUAUUUCAUUUUCAAUAAAGUAGGUAUUACAAUUGGUAAGUACUUAAAAUAUCUGUAUUUCUGGAAUGUAUUAUUACAUCAAAAUAUAAUAGACGUUUACUAAAUGUUGGUUCAUGAGCAAAAACAUGGUUAAGGUUAAAACAAAAAACAACUUGUCAAUACCUGUGCUUAAGUCCGUACAUAAAUGCAAUAAAGUUUUAUUUAAUCGUUUUUUACACCAUAUUGCAAAAAAUAUAUAUUAUACAUAAAAACGGUACUUCAAUUGUUUAUUUUUGAUUAUUUUGUUGACUCUUGAUUUAAUUUGGACUUUCAAAAUUACAAAAAUAAUUAGGCCUCGAAUGACUGAAUAAUCAAGCCCAAAAAAUUAAUAAAACCUAAAAUAUAUGAUAUCUUUAAUAGGUCAAAAGGGAAUGGAACACCAUUUUAUAAGAAGCGAUAAGAAUGGGAAUUGGAAUAAAAGUAUUAAAACAAUAAUAACAUUGGCUUAAAGAAGAAUAUUAACAAAACUAAAAUUAAAUUACGAGUAAAAACAAUAAUAUUGGAUAGUGUUUGAAAGUAUUUCCACCAAAAUAUGGGCAGAUAUUUUGUUAUUGAUAUAAAGUAUCAAUAUCAUUGCCUAAAAAUAGUACUACGAAUAUUGGUUGCAAGUGGAUUACGAACAAUUAAGUAAAUUGAAUUAAAAUUGGAAUAAAUUAAUAGACAAAUAAUAGGUUGUGAAUUUAUACAUUUUCUAGAUUUUAUAAUAAUAAAUUACAUAUUCCUAAAGAAUAAAAAUAGUCACUUAUUUCAAUAUUUUGAAGCUUGCUUGCAGUAGAAAAGUAAUUAUUUCCGUAAAUAAUCUGCAACAGUAAAACUAUAACUGGUAUAUUAUUUUCAAGUCACAUAAUUAAAUUACUUUACUUCAAUUAAAUUUAAAAUUUAAUCAAAAAUAAUCAUUAAAUAUAAUCAAGACCUACGUUAUGCAAACGAAAAACACAUUUAAGUAUAUAGGUAGUUAUAUUUAGCUUAUAAAUUAGAUUGCUAAUAUUUUAUAAAAGAGCGACAAAAAAAAAUAACACGUAGUGGAAAAUCGACGCUACUUUCAAAAAACAUGCAACCAAAACUAUUAAGUUUAGCCUUUUAGCUAUUAUUGUGAAGUGGUAGAAGUGUGCCUGUUCCUAGACUAAAUAAUUUCAGUAGAGCCCGUCUACGUUAAGUCUGCAGUGGCUUUGCAAUAGCAAAGUGUGGCGGCGCCACCAUAAACGUAUUAUAAAAAUAUGACAUCAUAUUUCAAACAGAAACUCAGUAUCAGAUUUUAAAUAAAUUAUGAUAGAAAAUAAUAAAAUAAUUACAUUAUAUAGGUAAUAAUUCAGUAAAAAUAUGAUUAUAUUUUUGUUACGACAUUAAUAUGGUGGCGCUGCCAUACUUUACUAUAACAUUAAAUUGCUGUGAAGUCACUUUAGACUUAACGAAGACUGAAUAUAGUAAAGCUUAAAAUUAGCACUCGUUUAUCUUUCGUUUAUUUAUUACUGUCAUCAGUGUCAUACUUGUAUUUUAAUUAAUGUUAUAUAUAAAUCAUACAUCGUAUUUGUUUAUAAUCACCAAGGUUAUUUGAUACAAUUUUGUAAAGCUGUUUCUAAUAUGGGUAAAACAUUUCUCUCAUAUCAAAUUGCUUAAUUUUAUAUGAAGUUACAUAUCAAGCAAAAUUAACAUUAAAAAAAUACUUUUUCCCAUAUCUUAAACAGCUCCGUUAGAAAAAAUAUUAGGUAUUAAGAUAGAAGGCUUUAACUAGCUUAGUGUUUCCUUAAAAGACUUUAGAUUGUACAAAAUAAUCAAUUAUAAUACAUAAAACAUUUUUACAAUACACACGAUUCUUCUUUUCACGAUUCAGCUAAAACGUAAGGUUCGCAACGAAUUCAGUAUUAUUACGUUUUAGAGGGCAUAAUGUGUUACAUCGUGAGUAAAUGUUGACACUUAUUUGUGGCUUCUGUUCAAAUAUGUAUUUAAGAAAAAAGAUUUAGACGGAUUUAGAACAUCUUCCUUUUUUUAAUAGUUAAUGCAUCGACAAAAAAUAAUAAUUUACUUCAUUAUAUUUUACUAACAAAAUUUGUCUUAAAAGAAAUCAAAAAAAUGCAGUAGUAAAACUUAUUUAUAUUCCAAUGUAACGCUUAAGUGGCUACUGUGAUGUUGCUUUUGUCCAUGGGUGACGAUGACCGCUUCCCAUCAGGCGGCUCGUCUGCUUGUUAGCUGACUAUCACACGUAGGCUUUAAGUAAGUGUCAACAUUUUAAAGCCGACCACCUAACAUAUAUAUUAUUCUUGUAAUCUAGCAUAUUUAGCAUUUUGCUCAAUACAAAAUUAUGCUGCCUGCAAUGCAAUAGAACAUUGUCACCCAUAUUGAUAUGUCAAUAUUUCCAAUAUGACAAUUCGGGGGGGUGCGUGAUAUUAGUUUUGACUUUUGUCUACCUUAACUAUUAAGGUACACUAAGAUUGAAAUGCUGUAAUACCAUGGGGAUAAAAUUCUCCGUUUUUGAAGAUACUGCUUCUAUUUGUCAUCACAUCACGACAGUAUAAUGUGUAACAGCAAUUGUAUUCCAGGCAACAUAUAUUAAUAUGACGAGACAAUAAUUCUAUGACAAUAAUUAACAAAAUUAGUAUACUCUGAAAUUUAUUAAAGUGAUUAUUACUGAUUAAAAUAAUUUAUAGUCAACAUGAUUUAUGUAAACGCUGAAAAAAUGCCUAAACGAUAGUAAAUAAAUAUACCUAAUUAGAUUAGAUUGAUUU
Cydia fagiglandana is the source of this 8346-nucleotide messenger RNA. RefSeq names its product facilitated trehalose transporter Tret1-like. Gene Ontology annotation, molecular function: sugar transmembrane transporter activity. Gene Ontology annotation, biological process: carbohydrate transport; transmembrane transport. The record is from RefSeq and is a predicted model, not a curated record. Lineage: Eukaryota; Metazoa; Arthropoda; Insecta; Lepidoptera; Tortricidae. The transcript has 5 exons. The coding region runs from base 381 to 2612 and encodes 743 amino acids. Gene Ontology annotation, cellular component: membrane.